This is a messenger RNA of Condylostylus longicornis, 1084 nucleotides long. RefSeq names its product brachyurin. Gene Ontology annotation, biological process: proteolysis. Gene Ontology annotation, molecular function: serine-type endopeptidase activity. The coding region runs from base 55 to 921 and encodes 288 amino acids. The transcript has 3 exons. Lineage: Eukaryota; Metazoa; Arthropoda; Insecta; Diptera; Dolichopodidae. The record is from RefSeq and is a predicted model, not a curated record.
AAAAAAAUUUUCGAUUGUAUUCGCUAAUUUGAAUUGAAUUCGAACUGAAUCAAAAUGAAAUUCGCUUUAGUACUUUUGGCUACCGUUGCUAUUGCAACAGCUCAAAUCGAUAUUGAUAAUAUUGAACCAGUUGAUUUGAUUGCACCAAUUCCUUCAUAUCCAGAAGCAGAAGGUUUCCAUUCUGGACGUAUUGUUGGUGGAAAUGAAGCACAUCCAGGACAAUUCCCAUAUCAAGUUGGAUUAGCUUUACAUAUUGGUGAUAAACAAGGAUGGUGUGGUGGUUCAAUCAUUUCUGAUGAAUGGGUUCUUACUGCUGCUCAUUGUACAGAAAAUGCUGAUUCAGUUACCGUAUACAUUGGUGCCCAUAAUAUCAAAGAAGUUGAAGAAAGUACAUUGAAAAUCAAUGUUGGCAAAGAAAAUAUCAUUGUACAUGAAAAAUGGAGCAUGUUAACUCUCCAAAACGACAUUUCAUUGAUCCGUUUACCACAAAAACUUGAAUUUAACGAUCGUGUUCAACCAAUCAAUCUACCAUCUAAAUCACAAGCUAAAGAAAGUUUUGUUGAUAAAGCUGUUAUCGCAUCUGGAUGGGGAAAAGAUUCUGAUAAAUCACAAACUGUUUCACCAGUUCUCCGUUUUGUUGAAGUACCAGUUUUAGCUCAUUGGCGUUGUAAUGUCCGAUACAUUGGCAGAAUUAAGGACAGCCAUAUUUGUAUUAAAGGUAGCGGUGGUAAAUCAACAUGUCAAGGUGAUUCAGGUGGUCCACUUGCAUACACUGAAGCUGAUGGUUCAAAAACUUUACUCGGUGCUACAUCAUUCGGUAUUGCAUUCGGUUGUGAAAUCGGUUGGCCAGGUGUAUUCACCAGAAUUUCAUCAUUCUUGGAUUGGAUCAAUGCCAAUACUGGUAUUGCUAUCCGUUCUUAAAAAAUUUUAUAUUAAACGAUCAAGAUAUAGAUAAAAGAAAAAAAAAUUAGGGAACUUAUAGGAAAUGCAACGAAAAUAAUGAAAACUACUGAAAAAUUGGCUAAUUAAAUUGUAAUUAAUUCGAUUUUAUUUUUUAAAAAAUAAAAACGCAAUAUUUGUAAUA